Molecule: messenger RNA, 828 nt
Organism: Pogona vitticeps (central bearded dragon)
Lineage: Eukaryota; Metazoa; Chordata; Lepidosauria; Squamata; Agamidae
Source: RefSeq, a predicted model, not a curated record
GAAACCUGCACCAGUAGUUUUACACUGACACCAAAUACAGAGGCCAACUUUAGUGAGGACACAAGUGGAGUGAAUGUCAGGGCUAAAAGUUAAGGAGUUAUAGCUGAAGCAAGGAAGGAGACACUGUUUAUCUUAUUGCAAGUUCUUUGUGUGUGAAUAUUGUCUCCUUCAUUACGCAGUAACCAGGAACAAUAGAAAUGGUUUCAUCCGUGAUGCAGCUUUUGGCAAAAUGUUUGUGUGUAUUGUGUCAUGCUGUCGGCCCAACUUUGCAGAUCCAGCGCUGCCAGUUCCGGCUGUUUUGAAUGAAUCUGAAAUUGUGCCCAGCGACUUGAGGAUGAAAUCUGAAGCACUGCCUGAAAAGGUGGCCAGAUUCUUCAAUCCAGUGACAUGUCGGCCCAAAGCAAAUCAAGCGGUGGUACCUUGCCAAGCUGGGCAGCACAUCAACACGACGUUGUGCCUUAAACACGAAUGCUGUGUUUCUUCCAAAGAGCAGUUGGACUGCUACACACCCCUCGAAGACCGCCCCCUACAGAUUCUGCGGUUCUGUGGCAUUGGAGUUGGAGGCAUGAUGAUCAUCGCGUGUCUACCAUUUUGCUGUUUCAUGGUGGAGAGAAGCCCAUGUGCCAACCCGUUACGGAGACGGGCGGAGUCAGAGGAAGACAGUGAGGAAAGCGACAGCACUGAAAACGGAGAGAGCGAAUCUGGGAAGUUAGUUCGCAAAGACGUUGAGAAGCAUCGGACAAGGAAGAAAAGGGGCAAUUAAAUCAUCCAUCACUACGUACCCAAUUCUACUGGAAACAUUGCUUUAUCAAUUAAAAACAUGUAUAU